ACGGGCACCGGGGUGCUGGCUUGGAAAAACAACCUGGGCUCGCGCGGUGUGAAGCGCACGGCCCGGAAAACCGGACCAACCAGCAACUGGGGGGGCGCUUUGGCUCCUCGCUCCCUGCCCUCCCUUUUCUUCGGCCGGCCUCUCCCUCUAAUGUAGCGGCGCAGCAGGCACCGCCGCGUCGCACCUGCCGCAACAGGGACCAGCCGAUCAAACCGCCGCCGCCGCCGCCGUGGCGUUGUUGUUCCCUUGCCGAAAGUUGCGCUGCGAGCGAUCGAGCUUUAGGGCAUCCGGAUGCGCUCGGAGGAAUCAGCAGCAGGAGCCACCGCCGCGCCACCUUCGACAGGAUCGCUCCGUCUUGGGACGGCGCCCCGGAGUCUCCCGCGAGCAGAUCCGGAUCCCGAGAUGGAAUCCCCGCACCUCGAACUGCUGGAGUCCCCGGAGGGCUGUCCCUCCCCUCUGGAGCUCAGGUCUGCCCCCAGUAAGAAGAUGUGGGUCAAGCUCCGAGCACUGUUGCGGUAUAUGGUGAAACAGCUGGAGACAGGAGAGGUGAAUCUUGUGGAGCUGAAGAAGAAUUUGGAAUAUACAGCUUCUUUGCUUGAAGCGGUUUAUAUUGAUGAGACCAGGAAGAUUCUGGACACGGAAGAUGAACUCCAAGAGAUCAAAUCUGAUGCUGUACCUUCUGAAGUGCGAGACUGGCUGGCCUCCACUUUCACCCAGCAGACCCGGGCCAAGGGGCGCCGUUCAGAAGAGAAACCCAAGUUUCGCAGCAUUGUGCACGCUGUUCAAGCUGGCAUCUUUGUGGAAAGGAUGUUCCGUCGAACGUACACAGCUGUGGGACCCAAUUAUUCUCAAUCGGUCAUCAAUUGUCUGAAGACUCUUGACCUCUGGUUUUUCGAUGUCUUUGCACUGAACAGGGUGAGCGAAGACCAUGCCUUGCGCACAAUUGUCUUUGAACUGCUCACCCGCCACAAUCUCAACAGCCGCUUCAAGAUCCCCACGGUGUACCUCAUGACUUUCCUGGAUGCACUGGAGGCUGGUUAUGGGAAAUAUAAGAACCCUUAUCACAAUCAGAUACAUGCUGCUGAUGUUACCCAGACUGUACAUUGCUUCCUGCUUCGCACGGGCAUGGUGCACUGCCUGACAGAGAUUGAGGCCCUGGCCAUUAUCUUUGCAGCUGCAAUCCAUGACUAUGAGCACACGGGUACCACCAACAGCUUCCACAUCCAGACCAAGUCAGAUACAGCCAUUUUGUAUAAUGACCGGUCAGUUCUGGAGAACCAUCACAUCAGCGCCGUCUUCCGCAUGAUGCAGGAUGAAGAGAUGAAUGUACUUGUUAACCUGGCCAAGGAUGAAUUUGUGGAGCUCCGGUCACUGGUGAUUGAAAUGGUUCUGGCUACAGACAUGUCCUGUCACUUCCAGCAAGUCAAGUCCAUGAAAACUUCCCUGCAGCAGCUCGAACGGAUCGACAAAUCAAAAGCCCUCUCCUUGUUGCUGCAUGCAGCUGAUAUCAGCCACCCCACCAAACAAUGGCCGGUGCACUGCAAAUGGACCAAAGCUCUCAUGGAAGAGUUCUUCCGCCAGGGAGACAAGGAAGCUGAGCUGGGAUUGCCCUUCUCCCCAUUAUGUGAUCGCACAUCCACCCUGGUGGCCCAGUCACAGAUUGGUUUCAUUGACUUUAUUGUGGAACCCACUUUCCAAGUUCUGACAGACGUAGCAGAGAAAAUGAUCAUCCCAUUAGUGGAAGAAGGUUCCAAGAACAAAUUGUCCAGCCAGCAGAGCAGUUCCACCUGGCGUCAGACUUCUGUAGACGAACAUGCUGAGCUGGGGGACAUCAACGCUGACAUCAAAAGCUUCCGUUCCACCUGGAGCAAGUACAUCCAAGAGAACAAGCAGAAGUGGAAGGAACGAGCUGCCAGUGGAAUCACCAACCAAACAUCUAUUGAUGAGCUCUCACCUUGCGAGGAGGAGGCCAGCACACCUGAAAACCGGCACAAUCAGAACGGCAAUGUGGAAUAGCGCUGUGUAUGGGAGGAGAAAGGUUUUCAACACAGUUUACUCCAAAGUCUUCGAUACCAUCGACUCAGCACCAUCCGCACAGGGAGGGAGCCCCUCCCCAGCUCGAGAAGGGUGUGACAUGAAUGCGACCAUCAAUACUACUAGUAAUAAUAUUAAUACUGAUAAAUGCAAGUGUUACCGAGUCAACGAUGUCGACAUCACACAGUACACACUGCCUGCCCCAUCCCUGAGUUGCAGAGAGAAUGAAAGACUGAGACCUUCCCUCCCUCCCCUCCCCUCCCCCCCUAUAACUUCCACCCAUCCCUGAGUGAAAGUGGGCAAAAAGGCCAUGGGUAACGCUGGGACUGGUCACCCAAACAAUCCCCUUUCACGCCCAACAGCCCAGGUAAGGCUUUUCACUGCCAAACCAGCCAAGCGACUGCCAAGGCAACUGUCACCACUUUCUGCCCUCCCUUUUUAAACCAAGAAUGGCGGUGGUUGUACUGUAGGUGAAGAGUAUGAGGAGGGUUUUUUUUUUUUUUAAACUGAGCAUGGCAGGCAUGUAUGCGUCUGAGGGUGGGGACUCUCAUCCCUCCAUGAUGGCCUCUGGAGUAGGCUUCAAGUGUCUGGAUCCCAGCAAUCCUCCACUCCUAAUGAAAUUCUCCCCAUAGGACAACAUCCUGCUGUCUCUCUGUCAGCCAGCCUCUUGCAUGGGUAAAGGUCAUUCCUGUGCUGCCCCCCCCCCCACCCCAUCCCGGUUUUGAAGACAUCUUCAAUUUUCAAAUGCUGUGGCAUUAACUCAGAGCGACUCAGAUCUUAAAUGCAUUACCUGUCCCUCCUUUCAGGCAACAGCUUAUAUACUGUGACCAAAUGCUGAACCUCACCUGCUGUCCUCCAUCGUUAAAUGUUGCCCUGUCCCAACCAGUCACUCCAGCAUUUCAGAGAGAUAAGCAAGUGAAGGUAAUCUCUCUUUCGAAGCAGCUGCUCUUCAGUCCUGGUCUUGAAACUCAGUCGCGUUUCCUUCUCCCCUUCAUAGACUCAAUCCCUACUAUUGGGAAUUUGCAGUAUGGAGGCCAGGAUGCUUUGGGUCAGCAAGAGAGUUCACAACUGUUAGGACCUGACAAGCAGAAAGUUCACAGUAUUUCAGUUCAGCCUUCCCCAACCUGGUGCUCUCCAAAUGGGUUGCUCUACAACUUUUGCCCAUUUUUAUUCGGCAUGGCCAUCUAGAAUUGACAGGGAUGGCGAGGGAGAGGUGGGUGGGAGAGAGAGGAGGCUGGCUGGGGAAUGAAGUGAAUUGUAGUCCAACUCAUUUAGAAGGCACUCCGUUGGGGACCACUGGGCUAGUAGUGCGUCCUUUGAGAGAGACAUCACUCUGAUCUGUGUGCAUCAGGAUUUCAGCAUCUGGUUUUUUCCCCCCACUGUGAUUGUGGGUUUAGAUGCUCCUUCAACAGAAACCCUCUCUCUCUUGUAUCUAUGGAGACUCUCAGUCAUCCAGGUUAUGGUUGCCCCAAAGGUGCUUUUUAAAAAGGCAACUGAAUUUUCUUGGUUUUUUUCUUGAAGACGUUUCACUUCUCAUCCCAGAAACUUCUUCGGUUCUGAUGGAAUGGUGGAGAGUGGAAGGAUUUAUAUUCCUUAGCAGUCAUCUGGUCACUAGCACUCUGAAGGUCUCCCUUGUGGUGUCCUGCUAACAUGGAUGUUACUCUUCAUAGUUGUGAUCAAGAUAAAAAAAGAGACAUCUCCUGCAGACAAAGGGAGUUCUGAGAAGGGCAUCCCACCAGCAGAAGAGAACAAAAGACCAGGGUUUAUUUAACCUGAAUCAGGAGCACAGAGUAAUGUUAGGGCUCAGCUAAGUAAUAACAUCAUACUUGUCACCAAGGGCAGAUCGUCUUUCUCUCAAGCUGCAGAUCAUUCCAUAGAUCUGAAAUGUGAAGAUAUGUCUUCCAGAUGUAAUGAUUGGUUGCUAUUUAAGCCCUGGCACCUCUUUCACAUUUAGCAGCAAAUUAGAACAGAAGCAUGGUUUUGACUUGUUGAGGAUCCAUAUUAGAUAAAUUGUGGCUCUAGGACUCUGGAACAUUGUCAGACUCAUAGCAGAAACUUCUUUGAAGUUCUUCUACAAGAUUGAGACACACUUAUUACAUUACUAUUGAAGAGCGAGUUUGGCUAAUUCCCAUUUUGGGCGCACACUCAUUCGCUUAUACUUCUGUUUGCUAAAUUACAAUAGUCUGAGCUGCCAAUAUAAUACUACACAACUGCAAGUGUACACAGCAAAGAAAUGCUACGGUCAGGAUAAGGGCAUUGGGGGUGCAGUAAUAGGUGCCAAGAAACUGCCACAACUUGAGAAAUGGCUUGGAAGACUGUCAUUUGACAGGCCAAUUGGGCAUCAAAGCAAUUGUGUGACACUCCAACAUUGGCUGAUCUGUAGCAGGAAUUUGGUUAGUCCAAGUUCCAAGUACACCUGCAUGUCUUAGGGCACAAUUAAAACAGGGCAACUGUGAGAAAUCUUAGGGAGAGCUAAGACAUAUAAGUUCACGAAGAGACGUACAGAGCAGCUCAAGAGGACCCUGAGGAAUUCACAAAAUCUCUUCAAAUCACUCUUAAUCCAUUUAAAAAAAACUAGGAUACUAGGGGAAUGUAUUCUAUGUGCAGGGAUGUUUAUCUUAAUGGGGGAGAACAGGAUUGGUAUGAUUGAGUGCUAAGUGCACGCACAAGAGGUUAGUUCUAGGUGUGUUGUCUCAGAUGCUUUUACUGAACGCAAAGGUUGAUUUUAGAUGGUCCAUCCCAAAUGUUGGCUUUUUCAUUGUGAACAGUGUAAAAAAAGGCAAAUUGGUUAUCCUCUAUGAAAAAUCAAUUGGUUGGGCCAACAUUGCCAUUGGUCUCUUUACUUUUCUUUAGCUACGGAGCUCAGAGCAUCAAGCCAGCAGGAUAAAGUUAUCUUCUUGCAUUUGGCUGCCUAGUUCAGGUACUGCAAGAAGAAAGGAGAAGGUAGGAUAAGUGGGUUUUAUUUUUUCAGAUUAGCCUCAGGGUGGGGAUAGCAUAUUUGGAUAAGCUCCAGAGGAAGUUCUGUACAGAGAUGGCUGAAUAACAGGGAAAGCCACCAUUUAAGUACAGUAUACAGAAGUAAAAGUAGAGUAUCCUUACAGUGACUGUGAUGGGAAUGGAUAUUGUGUCCAUUUCUUUACAAUGAAUGUCACUCUCCCUGACUCUGCAGUUAGGCCAACAACGCAACUAAUAGAAUCAGGCCUCAGUUCCCCCUCUCCCACCUUUCAUCCAAGUAGAUUCUUCUUUUGAAAUGGAGAUGUAGCUGAAAAUUUGCCCUAUAUUUCUUCUUCGGCUAUGCCACCUAAUCUAACAUUCUGAAUGUUUUCCUGGAGACCAACAUGGUUGAACAAGGAUCAUAGUGGACUGGAGCUAUCUUUUCCUGAUUUGGCUAGUUCUCCAAGUGUUCAACUCGGGCAAAACUUCCUGUUUGCAUUUCCAUCUUCCUUGUCCUCUUCCCUCAAUCCCACAACUUUGUAAAUAUCUCUUUGUCAAAAACAUUUUGGUCCUUGGAACUCUGUAUGUAUUUGUACCUCGGACAUAAUUUUUUCUACCAUGCAGUAACUUUUUUUUGGUUGUCGUUCUGUUUCUUGAAGUCAGAUUCUUAUUAUAACACAGCUCCAUAUUCCAAUGCAGAAUUCCAAAUUAUGCGCAUGUAAAAGCAACUUUAAAAAGAAGAAACAAAUAAACAGCAAAAUAAAAUAAAAGGAGGGGGAAAAUCAAACAA
Pantherophis guttatus is the source of this 5758-nucleotide messenger RNA. It is a transcript of the gene PDE1B, whose product is annotated as phosphodiesterase 1B. Gene Ontology annotation, biological process: signal transduction. The record is from RefSeq and is a predicted model, not a curated record. NCBI's taxonomy places the organism in Eukaryota, Metazoa, Chordata, Lepidosauria, Squamata, Colubridae. Gene Ontology annotation, molecular function: 3',5'-cyclic-nucleotide phosphodiesterase activity.